AUGAAGUCCUCUUUACAUUCAGAAGAGGAUGACUUUGUUCCGGAUCUUCAAAGGAGCAUCCAUCCACGUGAACGACCCGAUUGGGAAGAAACACUUAGUGCAAUGGCGAGAGGAGCAGAUAUCCCUGAUAUUGCAGGAGAGCUACCCUUGCGGACUUGUGGGAGCACAGCGAGCAUGAAAGUGAAAAAUGUGAAGAAAUCCACCAACCCAGGAUUGAUGGGCUGUGAUUCCUUCCACAGGCUGUCCUUCACCAAGGGCCACUUUCCAAAGAUGGCCGAAUGUGCACAUUUCCAUUAUGAAAACGUUGACUUUGGCAAUAUACAGCUUUCACUACCAGAGGAGCAAAAUGAAGUCACCAGGAAUGGCUGUGAAUCUAAGGAGCUUGUCUACCUUGUACAAAUUUCUUGCCAGGGCAAGAGCUGGAUCGUGAAGCGAAGUUACGAAGAUUUCAGAGUGCUCGAUAAACAUCUUCACCUAUGCAUUUAUGACCGGCGGUUCUCUCAGCUCUCUGAGCUACCCCGUUCAGAUGCCUUGAAGGACAGUCCAGAGCUUGUCACCCAGAUGCUGAUGGCUUACCUAUCGCGUCUCUCAGCCAUUGCCGGAAACAAGAUAAAUUGUGGACCUGCCCUUACGUGGAUGGAGAUUGAUAACAAGGGGAAUCAUCUUUUAGUCCAUGAAGAAUCGUCCAUUAAUGUUCCUGCUAUUGCAGCUGCCCAUGUUAUUAAAAGAUAUAUUGCCCAAGCAGCAGAUGAACUGUCUUUUGAGGUGGGAGAUAUUGUGUCGGUUAUCGAUAUGCCUCCAAAAGAAUUGACCACUUGGUGGAGGGGAAAGCACGGAUUUCAGGUGGGAUUUUUUCCUAGCGAAUGUGUUGAACUAAUCAAUGACAAAGUUCCGCAGUCGGUGACCAACUCUGUGCCAAAACCAGUCUCCCCUGCCCAUGGAGCCCGUCCAGCAUCCUGGAGUUACUUCCCCCCCUAUUUGGAGAUGGAUAGUAUAAAACCGGGUUCAGCAUGUGUUUCAGAAUCUCUGAACCGGUCUCAACCAAGCUCAGUGUCAAAAAAGCACGGCAAGCUUAUUACUUUCCUACGCACAUUCAUGAAGUCUCGGCCAACCAAACAGAAAUUGAAGCAACGUGGGAUCUUAAAGGAGAGAGUAUUUGGCUGUGACCUUGGUGAACAUCUUCUCAAUUCUGGCCAUGAUGUCCCCCAGGUCCUCAAGAGUUGCACUGAAUUCAUUGAAAAGCAUGGCAUCGUUGAUGGAAUAUAUCGCCUAUCUGGGAUUGCAUCUAAUAUCCAGAAGCUGCGGCAUGAAUUUGACUCGGAACAAAUCCCUGACUUGACAAAAGAUGUAUAUAUUCAGGAUAUACACUGUGUGGGUUCCCUGUGUAAACUGUACUUCCGGGAGCUUCCAAAUCCUCUGCUCACCUAUCAGCUCUAUGAAAAAUUCUCAGAUGCUGUAUCUGCUGCUACAGAUGAAGAACGAUUAGUUAAAAUCCAUGAUGUCAUCCAGCAGUUACCUCCACCUCACUACAGGACACUUGAGUUCCUAAUGAGGCACUUGGCUCAUCUCGCUGAUUACUGUGCCAUCACAAACAUGCACACCAAGAAUUUAGCAAUUGUCUGGGCACCAAACCUGCUAAGAUCAAAGCAAAUAGAAUCCGCUUGCUUCAGUGGAACAGCCGCUUUUAUGGAAGUGCGAAUCCAGUCGGUAGUUGUGGAAUUCAUUCUCAAUCACGUGGAUGUCCUUUUCAGCUCCAAACUAAGCUCCGUCAUUCGAGAGAGUGCAGGUCACAGUUCAUUAUCACGACCUAAAUCCCUGCUGGUAUCUUCUCCCUCCACAAAACUGCUCACUUUAGAAGAAGCACAAGCAAGGACACAGGCCCAGAUAAACUCUCCUAUUGUGGCAGACAGCAAAUACAUUGAAGUGGGUGAAGGACCAGCUGCUCUACAAGGAAAAUUCCAUACCAUCAUAGACUUUCCAACUGAAAGAAAGAGACCGCCCAGUAAAGUGAAGAAAUCCCCAGUUGGCAGCUGGCGCUCUUUCUUCAACCUGGGGAAAUCAUCCUCAAUCUCCAAACGGAAGUUGCAACGCAAUCCAAGUGAGCCUUCCGAAAUGAAAGCAAUAGCCUUGGCCGGAGGGCGAGGAGACAGUGGGACCCUGCGCUCGGCUAAGAGCGAAGAAUCACUCUCGUCUUUACAUGCCAUUGAUGGCGAUUCCAAGCUGUUUAGACCCCGGAGGCCAAGGUCGAGCAGCGAUGCACUGUCUGCUUCUUUUAAUGGAGAACUCCUAGGGAACAUGAACCGAUGCAAUUCCUAUGACAACCUGCCCCACGACCACGAGAGUGACGGAGACGAGGGGCAUCUCCAUGUUCCUGCUCUGAUCUCUCCGAAAUCAUCAGAAGAUGUUGACUUGAGCCCACCUGAAAUUGGGGUGGCCAGCCUGGAUUUUGAUCCCAUGUCUUUUCAGUGCAGUCCCCCAAAAGCCGAGUCAGAGUGUCUUGACAGUAGCAAUUCCCUGCUGGAGUCGGUAGACUUUAAUUUAAAGGACAAGCCAAGCGUCUUCAAGAAGGAGCUAGAUUCAGGCAGCCAGUGUCAGACCCCUGGAAGUGCCACCAGCUCGGAACCCGUCUCCCCCUAUCAAGAGAAGACCAUGAGUCCCUUCUUCACUCUAGACUUGAGCCCCACGGAAGAGAAGCCAUCCAAGCCCCAGUCUUUCUCUGAGAAGAUUGCUCACGCCUUCUCCCCCAAGAUGGGGCGAAAGCCACUGAAAUCACCACCGAACAUAUCAGAGCCAGCCUCCUUCACUAUAACCAGCCGAAUGCCGGACGUCGUAAUCGGAGGGGGAUCAGGGAGCUUGGCCCCUUCAGACUGGGCCAAAGGAAAUUUUGGCACCAGUGAAUCCAUGUCCGUGUCCCCACCGCCACUGGUGACAUCACCCCUGAAAGCCAAUGAGGGGAGAUCCAGUGAAGGACACCAGAAUCCAGAAGAUGCUAAGAAACCAGAUCUUCACGAAGAGACGGACCCACCCAUGCCCAGCAGCAGCCAGAGUAAGCCUGUACUUGCUGGACAGAUACAGCCAGGAGCAGGAAGUCUCGACUCCCCCCAGGAUGCCGCUCCCGUCAAUUCUGUCUCUGUUGUCCCUCCUCCUCCUCCGAAAAACGCAGCUCGCAUACUAGCCUUAGCUUUGGCAGAGUCUGCCCAGCAAGCCUCCGCUCACACCCAGAAGAAACCAGAGGUUCAGUCUGAGUGUACCGGCUCGGCAGAGGCCGAGACGGGAGGAACUGCAGAAAAGUUCCAUCCGUAUUCUAGUGUUCCUUCAGAAAAGCUCUAUGCUCACCUGCCAGAGGAUCAGCUGGGGUUUCAGGGCACUAUGCCUGGGGAUCACCACCACCGGAGUGGAUUACCUGUGGAUCAGGGCCUCCAAAACAGUGCCAUGCUUGAAGGUAGCAACCACCUCCAGGUUGGUGGUCCUGGAAACCGGAAUCCUACCCUUCUCUCUGCUGACAUGCCAGGAAGCCUUCAGAGCAUGGGCUGGGACCACCCCCACUUCCAUCCAUAUAUGUUGGGAGAUACACACCAUCUUGCUCAUUCUGUUACACCUGAGGAUCAGAGCCACCCUCCCUCUGGUGUGAGAGGAUCCGUCCAGCCAGAACCAUCCAUGACAGAGAUGUCUGUGGAAGCCCCACCACUCCAUACUUGUCUGUCUAUGGAGAAGAACCACACCAGCAGCAAACUACAUUUCCCCGCCUGCGCGGGAGAUGAUAAACUCCAGUUUCCUCCCACAAAUGCUGGAGAGAAAACAGCCGCCAUGGCUCUCGCUUACAUGAUAAAGAACCAGACAGUGGCAACCGACACGGAUCCUGUAGUGUCUACCCAGAGUACUGCAACUUCUCAGCCGAGCCCAGUCACCGCUAACUACACAUGGGGAGAUGCGGGUCUCGUGACCGUUCCGCACGCUCUUGCGGGUGGCCACCAGCUUCCACCGCAGAAACCAGCAGAUCAUCAGCCAGCUGUGGGACAGGCUCCUGCUGCAGCCACUAAAGCUUUGUCCAACUUCUGCCAGGUGCGAGGAGAAGCCACGCCAGACAAUCCGCCGGAACCUCGACCCGCUGAGCCGGCUCCUGCUUGCAUGGCUGAGGACAGCGCCAUCAUCCAGUGCACUUCGGCCAUCCCCAUCGCAACGUUCCACCAAGGGCAUUUGGAAAAGCCCCGGGAGAAUGUCAGGGCUCCCCCUUUGCACUCGAGGUCCGAGUCCGUUCCAGCUCCCUCUUCGUACGGAUUUACGCCUCCAGUCCCGCCUGUGAGAACAAUAGAAAGCAAGAUAGCAGCCGCCAUGCAUUCCAACCACGUGGAUGCCCUGAAUCCUGCUGGGUACCACUCCUUCGCGGCUGCUUCCACGCUGCCAUCGCCGCCGUCGGCAGAGGACCUGCUGCCACCCCCACCGCCCCCACCCCCACCUAAACCAGCUGGCCUCCAGUCUGCCUAUUUUUCCCACUCAAAGGCUGAGGGCCCCUCUGAGCCUCCAGGGCCUGACAACUACACACCCCACAAGCUCACUUCCGCCCACCAGCAUAGAGCCGAAAGCAUCCCCCCGCCGCUCUACCACAGCAAAUCGGAGCAACAUCCAGGCUACCCUUCUUUCACGGAGGCCCCCGCUUCCACCUGCCCCAGGUAUAACGCCUACGCCACCCAUGGGAAGACCUCGUCCGUUCAUCACGCCAAGCCUCGCAGCCGGGUGGAGUACGUGUCCUCCAUGAGCCCACCCAUGAGGAGCACGAGCUACGCCGAGGAGACGCCACCUUACCCGACCAUUCGGCGGGUCCACUCCCUGCAUGUCACCGCCCCCUCCACCAUCCGGUCGGUGCCCAUCUCUCGCACGGAGGUGCCUCCUGACGAUGAGCCCCUCUAUUGCCCGAGGCCUCUCUACCAGUACAAGCCAUAUCAGCCCCAUGCCGAUUACCAUGUGACGCAGCUGCAGCCUUAUUUUGAGAACGGGAGGGUCCAUUACCGCUACAGCCCCUACUCCAGCUCCUCCUGCUACACAGCCGCGGACGGCGGGUUUUGCGACCUAGACCCUUACAGCACCAUGAGGCUGAGGCAGUUCCAUCCUCUCCCAAGCAGAGAUUUCACGUCCUACUCUAGGCUCCAGACAAAGAGUCUAUAUCGUUACCCAGGCCUGCCGCCGUAUCCUCGGGGAGGCCUCGUGGGACACGUGGCGGGCAAAGAACACAGCUUCAUCAGCAGGGAUGUGCCCCCGGCCCCUGACCUCAAGCCCAUGUUUGUCUCCUGGGAUCUGGAGGACAUGGAGAAAUACCGCAUGCAGUCCAUCCGCCGAGAGAGCCGUGCCCGCCAGAAAGUGAAAGGGCCCGUCAUGUCCCAGUAUGACAACGUGGCCCCUUUGUUACAGGACGACUUACGGACUGUGGACGUCAUUCACUUGCGCAGCAAAUCCGAUCCUGGGAAAACUGGACUCCUCACAGUUGCUGAUGGGAAAGAAGGGAGGUACGCGAGCAAGGUAGGUACUCCUGAGGGGGAUGACCACUACUAUGCGCCCCAUCCGGAACCAGAUCUAGACAGACCCCAUUACCACGGGACCUUCGGGAAUGGGCAGGCAGAGAAGCCGCCCCUCUCUCAAAAGCAAAGCAGCCUCAGGAGCAGAAAGCAGCACGAAGCAGGUUGUAAUUCCGCUGAGCACAGAACACAUCUGCCCCACGACGUGAGCCAUAAGCAGCCUCUGGAUCCUAAAAACGGGGCCCACUAUCCCGAUUACCGGCCCAAGGGCCACCAGGAGCCUCCGGAAUCCAUUGGGUAUCAGCAGCACUCGGGCGGAAAGUAUGCCCCGGGCCACCACGACACCUUGAGGCUCAAUCACAAAGAGGUGAAGCAGGCCGAGGACAGAGCCGAACCGGAGCGGCCUCGAGGCCGGCUACCCGAGAAGCACUCCCGAGACUGCUAUAAAGAGGGGGAGCACUACGGACAACCUGUGGCCCCGCCCCCAAAGCCCGAACGGAGCCACAGCCUGCGCCUCCAACACGCGGAGAGCACGGAGCGGGACGCUAGCCUUCUCUACCCGUACCAAACCCUGGGGAAACGCCAAAACGCCAUGACUGUGGUGUCCCAGUAUGAUAAUUUGGAGGAUUACCAUACCAUGCCUCAGCACCAAAGAGGAGGGGGCUACGCUGGAGGAGGGGGUUUUGUGCCUCCUUUUGCUCAUUCACACAGUAGGACUUAUGCCACGGCCUUGGGCCAGGGAGCGUUCCUGCCUUCCGAGCUCUGUCUACAGCGGCCGGAGACGGAGAUCCACGCGGAGUGAGCUCAGGGGCAGAAGGGAUAGAGUGUACGCAGCCUCUGCUGGACAGCGGACUGGUUUAUUUUUUCAGCGAUACGUAAAAUUAAAAAAAAAAA
Molecule: messenger RNA, 6404 nt
Organism: Pogona vitticeps (central bearded dragon)
Lineage: Eukaryota; Metazoa; Chordata; Lepidosauria; Squamata; Agamidae
Source: RefSeq, a predicted model, not a curated record